AGAGUAGCGUUCUUAUGCAGCCGCCAUAUUCUGUGACAGUAUUUUGAUUCGUAUCUGCUGGAAGUGAGGAAAAAGAGCAAAGUGACGGGCCGUCGAGGGGAGGGGGGGCUGAAGAAGAGGAGCUGUCAAAAAGGUAUUCCCGAGACACUGUCAAACGGCGGAGGGCUGAGGCUCCGCAUCCCUCCCCUGACGCGCGUCCCAGGACGCGCAAGGCCCGGGGCCUCGCUGCAGUUGUCCCCUCGUCUGCCUGGUCGUAGCUGGAGCUCCCUCGGCUUCCCCCCUCUCAGCUCCGCGGCCCUCUGGAGGUCCGGCGGCGGUCUCGGGUGCUGAAGGCGGCCCGGGGAGCGGCGGCGGCAGGAAGAAAAUGUUCAAGAUGAAGGCGACUUGCUGCCACGAUUAACGCCCCAGUGCGCUGAACAGAACAAAAAGUCCUGACCCGGUAACACACGAAUGGCCCAGGGAAGCCACCAGAUUGACAUUCAGGUUUUGCAUGACCUGCGCCAAAAGUUCCCUGAAGUCCCAGAGGGUAUUGUCUCCCAGUGUGUUCUGCAGAACAACAACAACUUAGAUGCCUGCUGUGAAUACUUGUCCCAAGUCAGUCCGGGCUACCUGUACAGUGAAGAAGGAAACCUGAGCUUUUCUGACGACCCCAGCUUCACCAGGCUCCAUAAUCACAUGACCCAGCUGAACCUGGGCCUACAGUCUCAGAAUGUGCAUGUGGCCCCAGUUCGGGACAGCCUGAGAAUGAACGGCAGCCGGACUCUGUCUCACAGCCCGAGUGACGGGCCCCUCCAGACAGGCCAGGCCCCCAAUAGUGACUUCUUUCAGCAGGAGCCCCAGUCAGCCCCAGUGCAGGUGCCCUCCAGCCUCAAUGUAUUUGGUGUGAUGGAACCCACACGCAAACCUCAGCCUCCACAACACCUUGGACUUUACCCUCUGGGUGUCAAAGGGUCGUCUAUUGGUGCCCAGCACACACCACGCUACAACCCCUUUACAGUGACGCUAGCCCCCAAUAUCCAGACCGGCCGCAACACCCCUACUUCUUUGCACAUACACGGUGGGCCACAGUCGGGCUUAAGCAGUCCACAGGGUAACUCUAUCUAUAUCAGGCCCUAUGUCAGCCAGUCCAGUACAACUCGGCAAAACCAGCAGCAGGGAAGCAGGGCCCAGUACAGCCCCACUUCCCAGCCCCAGCAGCAGAUCUAUCAGAUCUCACACCCCUCCUCCCUGUCCGGCUCCUGGUCCGGCCCUCAGCACGCCUCCUCUUCACAUACCUCACAGCACCAGACCCAGGGCCACCAGACCUCUCAUGUCUACAUGCCCAUCAGCUCCCCCACAAAUCCCCAGGCGCCCUCAAUUAUUCCCACUGGAAGCCAGGCCUCCUCCUCUGGUGUCUCCUCAUGCUCCUCUUCCUCCUCCUCUGUCAUGCCCACCUCCUCCACCAUCAGCCAGUACAACAUCCAGAACAUCUCCACUGGCCCACGGAAGAAUCAGAUAGAGAUCAAACUAGAAUCUCCUCAGAGGAGCAACUCUACAACCACAACAGCUGUGCUGCGGACAAGCAGUGGGCCCCGUUCAUCCUCCACCUCCUCCUCCUGUCCCUCCUCGUCAACCUCCUCGACCGGGGUGCCCACUGUUCCCACCACCCCUCUGUCAAUUGGAUGCCCAGGUCUGAGCCGAAGCCAGCCAACUGUUUACAUCUCUGCCAGCCCACCUACUGCUGCUACCACUCCCUCUGAGGAGGCUGUUGUGGCCUCAGGCGGCUCCCGCUCCCAACCCAAGUUUUACAUUUCAGCCAAUGCCUCCAGCGACUACGGUGGGGGUCGGAACCCCCCCACAGUCUACAUCUCAGCCAACCCUCCCUUGCAGGGGCCCUCAGGGGCCAGGAACUUGGGAGGUCAAGUGAGCAUGGGCCCUGCCUACAUCCACCACCAUCCUCCCAAGUCUCGUGCCUCUGUGGGAGGGGGAGGCACUGCUUCUUCCCCUCGCGUGGUGGUGACACAGCCUAACACCAAAUACACUUUUAAAAUCACCGUGUCCCCUAAUAAGCCCCCAGCUGUGUCACCAGGAGUAGUGUCACCUACUUUUGAGCCCAACAACCUCCUCAGCCUACCCUCGGACCACCACUUUGUGGAGCCAGACCCCCUCCACCUCUCAGAUCCGCUCUCGCUACACAGGGACAGGCCGAGUGAGCCUCGCAGACUCAGCAUGAGCUCUGAUGAUGCAGCGUAUACACAAGCGCUGUUGGUCCACCAGAAGGCGCGGAUGGAGAGCCUGUGGCACGAGCUGGAGCUGAAGAAGAAGAAGCUGGAGAAGCUAAAAGAGGAGGUGAACGAGAUGGAGAAUGACCUGACCAGGAGACGGAUGGAGAGAUCCAACUCGGCCUCCCAAAUUCCUUCUAUCGAGGAAAUGAAGCAGUUGCGAUGCAAAAACAGGUUACUGCAGAUCGACAUCGACUGCCUCACCAAAGAAAUCGAUCUCCUUCAAACAAGAGGACCACACUUUAAUCCCAGUGCAAUCCAUAAUUUCUAUGACAACAUUGGAUUCCUCGGUCCUGUCCCACCCAAACCCAAAGGUACUCCAUCUAUCGACUCGGGCAGUAAGAUUGUGAAGCCCGUUGCAGACCAGGAGGAGGACGAGGGGACGCAGUGGAACUGCACAGCCUGCACCUUCCUCAACCACCCCGCCCUCAAUCGCUGUGAACAGUGCGAGUUCCCGCGGCACUUCUGAGCCAACAAGGCUGCGCCGCACCGCUCCCUCCUCUGCCCUCCUGUCGUCUACCAGACUAGAAUAGAAAAGGGCUCCCUCUCCUUUUUUUUUUUUUUUCUUCUUCCCGACGUGUAUGAAAACUGGGACGGGGCAUAGUCAUUGUGCAUUGUGCGGCCUGUUCUUUCUUGUUUUGUUUUUUCUCUUUUGUUUUCUGUUUCCUUUCUAAAGUUUUUGUCGAAUGCUGUCCACUGAAGGCUUGACUGGAUAGUGUUUACAACUUGUUUUUCUUCCUAAAGUCUGCCAGAGUUGGAUGAUACCUCACCUCAGAGACUCGGAUUGCGUGGGGUCACUUCCCCCUUUUUUCUGCUCGACGGGUGACACUUAAGCCCUGGGGAUACCUUGCUGCUCCCACUUACAGUAUUACGAGUGUGGCCUUGCAGUGUGACGGCACACACACACACACACACACACAGCACAGGUGCCAAUGUGCCUUUUGCUGAAUGAAUACAUUAGCUUUUCUUCCUUUGUGGUGGCAUGACCGGGGGAUUGGGAACUUUGUUCAGCCACUGCUCUCCGUCUGAAGGGAAAACUAACAGACAACUCGAGGACUUUAAAGUUUGUUUGCUGUUUGUAGAGGAUGUCCAAGACAGCCUCUUGCCAACCCCCCCCCCCCCUCAUUUUUCUUCUUCUGUCUGAAAAAAAGAAAUUAAGUUGCAUGCUUUGUGUACAGAGGCAGAAAAUCCCCAUGAGCUUUUUACUGUACAUAUUUUAGAAUGUGCCUUAAAAGCCUUCUUCCUCACACUAUGAAUCACUUGUAUUUCCUGUAAGUAUAGCUUUAUAGACUUUAUUAACUUGUUUUGUCUUGUUUUGUUUCCCUCUUUCAAACCAAUAAGCACCGUUGCUCCUUUUUAAGCUUUUUACUUGAGAUCUGUGAGAGUUGAAGCCUUGCAGAAGGAGAGGAACAGAGCAGUCAUCAUGAAGCUACAUCUGUCAGGUCCGUUCAUAGCUCAUGUAGAUGCUGAGUUUCCUUUGUACGAUCUGCAGAUACAGCAAAGCAAAAGGUGAUGGAGGAGUCUUUUUAUUUUUUUUUGCUUUGUUUUUGUUAGUUUUUUUCUCCAGGACAAAAAAUAUGUUCAGGACUGUUGGGGGAGGGCAAUGGGUCAAAAUGCCAAAUUACAAACUGCCAUCUUAUCUGACAACUGGAAUGUAGGUUUCAUGUUUGGGGACGACCACCUCAGUGCAAAGAGACACUUAUUUUCCAGUACAAUUAGGUUGUCACUGCACAGUGAUGUCUUAGUGCUCCUGGAACAGCUGACGGGAUGAAAAGUUUUCUUGUUGCUGUCUAUCUGAAUUGGGUUUCUGUGAGGUCCAAACAUCAAAAUGAAUGUGUUUCUGUAAAGUGUUCCUGUAAUACAGAAAUAAUCAUUAAAGUACAACAGGUCACCAUGGUCACAGCAUCUUGGAAGCAGACAAGGCAAAAAGAAAACCAACCAAAAAAUGUUUUUAGCAAAGCACAACAUGACUGUCCACUUAGUAUACUCUUCCUUUUAUUUGGAUCAAUUCAUCCUCCGAAGCUUGUAUUGACAAAGGGGAUUUCUAAAGUUUACUUAUUGUCAUUAACUUACCUUAAUUGUGGAGUAGUUACUUUUUUCCACAUUUGUGAAAUGUUGCCUUCAGCUAGUGCCUUUAGAACUAUUGAAUUUGUAUUGAUAAUCUAUUUUGUCACAUCCAAGUGCCAUUUUUAAAAGCAAAACCUUACUAUUGUAUGAACCCAUUGAAAGGUAGAAGAUGAAUUAUUGUCUCUUAAGCACUUACACCAUAUUUCUUCCUUUUUCCAACUCAAAUAAACCAGUUUUCAGCCUUAUCUGCACCUUGGUGUGAAGAGGCAGUUUAUUCAUGUUUUUUUUUUAAUGGAAAAAAAUAAUUUGGAUAUAUAAAGUGUUUUUUGUUUCUUUUCUUGUUUCUUUUUUUUAAUUUUAGCUGGGAAAACUGUCUUUGUAACAGAUAAGUUAUUUGUAAAAAUAAUAAAAAAAAAUCUAUUCUGAA
Molecule: messenger RNA, 4755 nt
Organism: Scophthalmus maximus (turbot)
Lineage: Eukaryota; Metazoa; Chordata; Actinopteri; Pleuronectiformes; Scophthalmidae
Gene: tab2
Product: TGF-beta activated kinase 1 (MAP3K7) binding protein 2
Exons: 7
Coding region: 451-2730 (759 amino acids)
Biological process (GO): positive regulation of protein kinase activity
Molecular function (GO): ubiquitin binding; K63-linked polyubiquitin modification-dependent protein binding
Source: RefSeq, a predicted model, not a curated record